This is a messenger RNA of Aspergillus tubingensis, 1959 nucleotides long. RefSeq names its product DEAD/DEAH box helicase. The transcript is spliced from 2 exons. The coding region runs from base 1 to 1959 and encodes 652 amino acids. Gene Ontology annotation, cellular component: mitochondrion. Lineage: Eukaryota; Fungi; Ascomycota; Eurotiomycetes; Eurotiales; Aspergillaceae. The record is from RefSeq and is a predicted model, not a curated record. Gene Ontology annotation, molecular function: nucleic acid binding; ATP binding.
AUGCUGGGCGCUUUCCGCCGUUCCGCCGGCGCCGUCCAUGCGCUGCGAGCUUCACGAUCUCUGCUGGCCAGAUCGAUUCCUCAGCAACCCCAAUGGCUCUCUGCUUCAGCGCCUGCGGUCUCAUACGGUGCUCGCGCCCUCUACCACCCGUCUCCGGCUUUUCUUGAUGCCAGAGCAGCAGCUCAGGCACAACUCAAUGUCGCCGCCGACAUCGAGCCCCGGCUACCCAGUACCGAUUUCCACAGCCUGGCACAAGACGGCCUGGUCAACGACAGACUGAUCCGAACCGUGACAAAUUCCAUGAAGAUUCAAACCAUGACUGAUGUCCAAGCCAAGACGAUCCGUGAAACACUGAGCGGCGAUGAUGUCUUGGCACAGGCAAAGACCGGAACCGGAAAGACCCUUGCGUUCUUGAUCCCCGUCAUCCAGCGCCUUCUCAAUGAUCCGUCGAUCAAACGCUCGCGUCCCGGAUACCGGGGGAGAAAUUCACCCGACAUUCGGGCGAUUGUCAUCUCUCCGACUCGUGAGUUGGCAGAACAGAUUGCCAACGAGGCACAACGCUUGGUGUCUGGAUUGGGUUUGGCCGUGCAGACGGCAGUUGGCGGCACUCAAAAGAGAUUGCAUCUAAACAAGAUCCGGACCGAGGGCUGCAAUAUCUUGGUUGGAACUCCUGGUCGUCUGAAGGAUCUUCUUUCCGAUCCCUACAGCGGUGUCAAGGCGCCGCAGCUUCAAGCUCUCGUCUUCGACGAGGCUGACCGCUUGUUGGAUGAUGGCUUCUCGCAAGAGAUCGGUGAGAUCAAGGACCUCCUGCCAGCACCCGAGGAGGUCGACCGCCAGACCCUGAUGUUUUCCGCCACCGUACCAGGUGAGGUUAUGGACAUGGUGCGUCAGACUAUGAAGCCUGACUUCAAGUUCAUCAAGACUGUUAUGGAGGAUGAGGUGCCCACCCACUUGCGGGUGCCCCAGAAGGUCGUCUACCUGGAUGGCUUCCAGAACGGCUUGCCUGCUAUUCUGGAGCUGGCAAAGAAGGGUUACGCUGAAAACUCGCAUUUCAAGGCCAUUGUCUACCUGAACGCAACGACGAUGGUCUCGCUGGCCAACGACGUUUUCCGGCGGCUUCAGAAUGAUCCUGAGGAUCGUACCAAAGGACAUGCUCUUGGCCGCCUCCCUAUCUACCAAAUCCAUUCGCGGCUGACUCAGGCGCAAAGAACUCGUGUCACGAGUACUUUCCGCAGCGCGUUCCGCGGCAUUCUCUUCUCCUCCGACGUGACAGCCCGUGGUUUGGAUUUCCCCGACGUCACGCACGUCAUCCAAUACGGACUUCCCAACGAGCGUCAGACCUACAUCCACCGCGUGGGGCGCACGGGCCGUGCGAACAAGGAAGGUGAGGGCUGGAUCUUGCUGCACAAGAACGAGAAGCGUGCCUUCAAACAGAUAUUGGGCGACCUGCCUAUCGAGGAGGAUCAGACCUCGGUUCCCGUUGCGCAUAUCAACAUGCGCGAAGAGAUCGAGGAUGAUGGCUCAGAGACGAGCCGAACUCUACAACAAUACAAGUUUGCCGCGCAGGAGGUUCCCAUCGACGAUCGAGUGGAGGCAUGGAGGUCCCAAGCGGGUACCAUCAUAGGCAAACUCCAACCUCUGUCGGCGACCCUGCCUGCCAUGCAUGACCUGUGCACGUACGGAUACUUGCUGCCCAAGCCUCCGCAGCUCCCCUUGAGGAUCCAACAAGCUCUGGAGAGGGGCGACAAGCCCCCUCCGAGGUCCAAGCGUGGUGGACCCCGCGACUUCAGGUCCCGGGAUUCCUACAAGCCCCGUUCCAGUGGUGGCUACAAUGACCGCUAUAAUGACCGCUACCAACACUCUUCAUCCCGCGAUUCCCGCAAUCCUUGGAACGAGAGAGGCUCCUCUCGUGGCCGUCGCGAGGGCCGUCGCGAGAGCCGCUCCUACAACCGCUACUGA